Messenger RNA from Lolium rigidum, 2138 nucleotides. Its product is annotated as CLPTM1-like membrane protein cnrB. The transcript has 12 exons. NCBI's taxonomy places the organism in Eukaryota, Viridiplantae, Streptophyta, Magnoliopsida, Poales, Poaceae. Bases 25 to 1821 code for a protein of 598 amino acids. Gene Ontology annotation, cellular component: membrane; endomembrane system. The record is from RefSeq and is a predicted model, not a curated record.
CCCCGAUCCAACUCGCCGGCGGCCAUGUCGCAGCCGGCUGCCGCCGCCGUCGCGGCGCAGCCGCAGGGGCAGGCCCCGGCCGGGCGGCAGGGAGGCGGCAUAGGGCAGAGCCUCGCCGGCAUCGUGCGGAUGGCCGUCUUCUGGUACUUCGCCUCCAAGUUCUUCGGGCCCAAGCGCGCCCCCACGGACCCCGGGAUGGUCAUGUCCAACCUCUUCCAGAAGGGAGAGCCCAUGGAUAUGUGGAUGUAUUUAUCUGAGAACGAUAAAUUUAACGACUUCAGCAAUGAAGAAGCACUCGUCUGGCAUGAAACAAACAUACCAUAUGCAGUCUGGAGUCCUACCAGUACCAGAACGCACUCACUGACAUACUAUCCAUCAGAGGCUCUCAAGCACAAUGGAUCUCUGUAUGCUCAUGUUUACUUUGCACGCUCGGGUUACCCUGUGGACCCUACUGAUCCUGAAUAUGAGCAAAAAUCUGCAUUUGGAAGGACACAUCCUAUUGUGGCAUACUUGCGGAAAUCAAAAACUGGUAAUAAGAAGAGCUUGCUUGGAGAUUCGAAUGAGUCUGAGGAAAUACCACCGUCUAAGGAGAACAUAGAAUCCGAAGACAAAGAGGAGGGCCCAGUCGAAUAUAUUUCUUACUGGAAACCAAAUGUGACAAUAAAUCUCGUCGAUGACUUCACACGGUAUCCCCAGAACAGUAUUCCUCCAAAUGUUGCUCCAUAUUUGAAUGUGGAUCCAACUACAAGCAGCUACUAUCCCACUGUAUUCUUCAAUGAAUUUUGGCUGCUGAGAGACAAAUUGACAGCACUCAAUGAGACUGUGAAGGAACUGACCUUAAACCUUGAAGUUAGUCCUAUUAGCAUGACCAAGUGGCAAUUAUUUCUACAGAUUGAGCAGUCUUUCCAAGUUCAUCGUAGCUAUGGAAGUAUGCUUGAAGGCGAGGCUGAUGAACUCAAGAGGGUUUUCCUUGAAGGAAAUCCAUAUCUCCUCGGAUUGACCAUGAUUGUAUCUUUGUUCCACUCUCUGUUUGAUUUCCUGGCUUUCAAGAAUGAUAUCCAGUUUUGGAAUAAGAACAAGUCCAUGGAAGGUCUAUCGGCAAAAUCUGUUGUUCUGAACUUCAUUUGUCAGCUGAUUAUUUUCUUGUACCUGCUUGACAAUGAUACUUCAUGGAUGAUCCUUGCUAGCUCUGGAGUAGGUGUGUGCAUUGAAUUUUGGAAGAUCGGGAAAGCGAUGCAUGUCGAGAUCGACAGAAGUGGAAAGUUUCCCAUGCUGAGGUUCCGGGACCGUGAGUCAUACGCACAGAAUAAGACAAAGGAGUAUGAUGCGAUUGCAAUGAAGUACCUUACCUAUGUACUUCUCUUCCUUAUGGUUGGCUUCGCUCUGUAUUCACUGAAGUAUGACAAACACAAGAGCUGGUACUCAUGGAUACUCUCUUCCCUCACAAGUUGUGUUUACAUGUUUGGUUUUAUCAUGAUGUGCCCACAAUUAUUCAUCAACUACAAGCUACAGUCUGUCGCUCAUAUGCCAUGGAGACAGAUGACCUACAAGUUUCUCAACACUAUAAUCGACGAUCUUUUCGCAUUUGUUAUUAAGAUGCCAUUGUUGCAUCGUCUCUCAGUUUUCAGAGAUGAUAUUAUCUUCUUGAUAUACCUCUACCAGAGGUGGGUAUACCCAGUUGACAAGAAGCGUGUCAACGAGUUUGGCUUCGGAGGGGAAGAAGAACCAGCAGCGCCCCAAACAUUGGAAGGAACAGCAGGGGCAACCCAGCAGAUCGAGGGCGAGGCUGAAACCAGCACAGAGGAUAAGAAGACGAAGUGAACGUAUGUCGGGUCCGCUCGACACAGACACAUGUUGGCAGCACUAGCCAUUUCUGACACCGGGCACAAGUUUUCGGUCUGCCAAUUCGGACUGGCUUCACGCGUUGCUGACCAUAAGAAAAAGAUGUAACAGGUUUAGAGUGGGCGCAUCGACGCAAACACACACGUAGUCUUUGUGCCAUUUUUUUUUGAGUUUGUUUUUUAUUCUUAACAACAGCAGUUUCUAGAUGGAUCUUCAGGAUGCUUGUUUAGACAUGUUCAUGUAUAAGUUUUGCCUGGCUGGAAAAAUCCUAUAACACCAGUGAACUUGUUGAUUUU